GUGAUUCGUUGGAAGCAAUGUCGGAAGCAAGCACUCGUAUCGCUAUUGUGGAUGGUGAAAAGUGUAAACCUAGCCGUUGCAAUUUGGAAUGUAAGAGAUACUGUCCCCUUGUGAAGAUGGGGAAGCUGUGUGUAGAAGUCAAGUCUACCUCCAAGAUCAGUUUCAUCUCGGAAGAGCUGUGCAUUGGAUGUGGUAUUUGUGUGAAGAAAUGCCCCUACAAGGCAAUCAGCAUUAUCAAUCUUCCUAAAAGUCUUGAGAACGAAACGACACACCGAUUCGGACCGAACUCUUUCAAGCUGCACAGACUUCCCAUUCCUCGUCCGAAUCAAGUGUUAGGUUUGGUCGGAACGAACGGUAUCGGUAAGUCGACAGCCCUGAAGAUCCUUGCGGGCAAGCUGAAGCCGAACCUGGGUAGCUUCAACAACCCUCCGGAUUGGGAAGACAUUUUGAAGUAUUACCGCGGCAGUGAGUUGCAGAACUACUUAAAGCGAAUUCUGUUGGACGAUCUGACGGCGGUGACGAAGAUCCAGUACGUGGACAUCAUUCCGAAGCAUCUCCGCGGGCAAGUGGAGAAGCUGAUCAACGCGCGCGACAAGCGUGGGAUCCGCGACUCGAUCUGCUCUGUGCUGGAGCUGAACCACCUCAUGAGUCGUGACAUCGACCAGCUCUCUGGCGGUGAGCUUCAGCGCUUCGCGAUCGCGAUCACCGCCAUGGCGAAGUCGGACGUGUACAUGUUCGACGAGCCGUCGUCCUACCUGGACGUCAAGCAGCGUCUGCGCGCCGCCGAAGUGAUCCGCUCGGUGCUGGAGGCGAAGGACGGCGUGUACGUGAUCGUCGUGGAGCACGACCUCGCCGUGCUGGACUAUCUCUCCGACUUCGUCUGCGUGCUGUACGGCCGUCCCGGCGCGUACGGCGUGGUCACGAUGCCGUUCAACGUGCGCGAUGGCAUCAACGUGUUCCUCGCGGGCUUCGUCCCCACCGAGAACCUCCGCUUCCGCGAGCUGGAGCUGACCUUCAAGGUGGCGCAGACGGCGGACGACGUGAAGAAGGGCAAGCGCGACAGUCUGUACGAGUACGAGGCGAUGACGAAGACGCUGCAGGGGAAGGGACACAAGUUCGUUCUGCACGUGGAGAAGGGCAACUUCAGCGAGUCGGAGAUCAUCGUGAUGCUCGGAGAGAACGGAACCGGCAAGACCACCUUCAUCCGCAUGCUCGCCGGACUCAUGAAGAGCGACGAGGAGGAGGCUGGCCGCGCCCCGUCCAUCCCCGCGCUCUCCGUGUCGUACAAGCCGCAGACGAUCUCUCCGAAGUUCCAGGGCUCCGUGGAGGACCUCUUCCAGACGAAGAUCCGCGCCGCGUACAUCCACCCGCAGUUCCAAACCGACGUGCUGAAGCCGAUGAAUCUCGACGGAAUCAUGGACCAGCCGCUGUCCGUGCUGUCGGGAGGUGAGCUGCAGCGCGUGGCGCUGGUGCUGGCGCUCGGCAAGCCCGCGAAUAUCUAUCUGAUCGAUGAGCCGUCGGCGUAUUUGGACUCCGAGCAGCGUAUUGUGUGCGCGCGAAUUAUCAAGCGAUUCAUUCUGCACGCGAAGCGCACAGCGUUCAUCGUAGAGCACGAUUUUAUUAUGGCGACCUAUCUGGCCGAUCGCGUGGUGGUGUACGAGGGACAGCCGGGCGUGGAGUGCACGGCGAAGUCGCCGGAGAGCUUGCUGACGGGAAUGAACCGAUUCUUGAAGCAUCUGUCGAUCACGUUCCGACGCGACCCGAAUAACUACAGACCGAGAAUUAACAAGAUGGACUCGCAGAAGGAUAAGGAGCAGAAGGCGAGCGGAAACUAUUUCUUCAUGCAGGAUUAAGGGAAGGGACAGAGAGUUUUGGG
This is a messenger RNA of Blastocystis hominis, 1876 nucleotides long. RefSeq lists its product as hypothetical. The transcript has 6 exons. Gene Ontology annotation, biological process: translational initiation; translational termination; ribosomal subunit export from nucleus. NCBI's taxonomy places the organism in Eukaryota, Bigyra, Opalinata, Blastocystidae. Gene Ontology annotation, molecular function: ATP hydrolysis activity; ATP binding; iron ion binding. The record is from RefSeq and is a predicted model, not a curated record. Bases 18 to 1853 code for a protein of 611 amino acids.